This is a messenger RNA of Pectinophora gossypiella (pink bollworm), 669 nucleotides long. RefSeq names its product histone-lysine N-methyltransferase SETMAR-like. NCBI's taxonomy places the organism in Eukaryota, Metazoa, Arthropoda, Insecta, Lepidoptera, Gelechiidae. The transcript has a single exon. Gene Ontology annotation, molecular function: nucleic acid binding. The record is from RefSeq and is a predicted model, not a curated record. Bases 1 to 669 code for a protein of 222 amino acids.
AUGAUUUUGUACGAUUAUAAACGAGGGUUAACAUUUAAAGAAUCACAGGAAAAUUUACAGGCUGCUUUCGGGGAGUCUGCCCCUGCGUUAGCAACGAUUACUUAUUGGUAUCGUGAAUUUAAACGUGGGCAAGAGAGCUUGAACGAUGACCCCAGACCCGGCCGACCAUCAACUGCAGUAACUCAUGAAAACGUUAUUCGAGUAGAGUGGCUAAUCCAGGAAAAUAGAAAUAUUACACAUAGAGAGAUUCGGGCUGAACUGAAGAUCGGAUACCGGGCAGUUUCCACCAUCUUGCAUGAACACUUGAAAGUCAGGAAGGUUGCUAAGUCAGGAAUACCUCAUUCUCUCACCGAUGAGCAAAAGUCCCGACGUGUAGAUUGGUGCAAAUUUAUGCUGGAAAAAUUCGAAGGAGGAACUUCGCAAAACGUUUCCUAUAUUCUUACAUCUGACGAAUCUUGGAUCUCGUGGUACGAUCCUCUCACAAAGCAGCAAUCCACGCAAUGGGUGUUUGAAGAGGACGAGUUGCCUACGAAAGUGGUUCGCGGUCGGAGCGUGAAUAAAAAAAUGAUAGCGGCUUUUUUUCGAAGCAGUGGACCAGUUGCUGUUAUUCCGCUAGAAGAUCGUAGAACAGUUACAAUUGAAUGGUAUUGCAACGUUUGUCUGCCAUAG